This is a messenger RNA of Funneliformis geosporum, 3609 nucleotides long. The record is from the annotation of a GenBank genome assembly. NCBI's taxonomy places the organism in Eukaryota, Fungi, Glomeromycota, Glomeromycetes, Glomerales, Glomeraceae.
AUGGAGCAACAAAUAGUUCAAAAACUAAAGUUGAAUCAUGGUUUAUACUCGGAUGGGCAUAGCAUACAACCUAGCAAUGAAGCUAUUUUUACAGAUGAUGGCGGGUUGGAUAUAAUCUUAUAUAAAGGGGAACCAUUAGUUUACACGAAUAUAAACGAUCCAAAUUCUCCCACAAAUUUAUUCGGAUUCAACAAUGAUGUUGGAUUUAAUUCGCACUUACAACCUUCCGAUGCUUGUAUUAAUUUUCCAAUUGCUGAAUUCUCUUAUAAAGGUUAUAAAGGGGAAUUGAUAGAAACUUUUUCGAAAUGUUCAAAUGACGACGACGAAAAAUUACCUUUAUCAUGUCAGGUAUUCGCAAGGAAAGUUUUGGUCGGUGGUAAAUUAUUUAUCAAAAAUUCCAAUUUAGCUAGUACAAAACAAAUUGAUACCCUACAAUCCCAUUUAACUGGAAUAUAUAAUUCGGUCAAAUAUAAUAAAGAAAAUCCAUUCAGUUAUAUCGAAUGGUGUCAUCUACCGAUAGUAGAAACCUCAAAUGGGCAAGUGAUAAAAUCCCAGCAAGAUUUGAUCGAAUGGAUGAGCAAUCUAUAUCACAAGAAUAUGUUUGAUAUCAUUUCUUAUAACGAUAUCAUUCCCGUUCAAAAAUUAAGACCUAAUACAAUCCCCAAAGAAUUACAACCCGGGGUUGCUAAUUUUGGGAAAAAAUUAAGUUUUAGGAGGUGGGCGGAGCACGCAUAUUUAUUUCUUCAACUUCAGGGUUUAACAUUUAAUAAGAUUUAUAAGAAUUAUGAGGUGGGAAUUAGCAAGAAGAUUUCCGUUAAGUUCAUCGAUAUACCUGUAAUAAAUACAAUUAAAAAAUCUUACUUGAAACUUUUAAAGCCGGCAACGAAUUUAGAACAAUUUUUCAUAACUAAUAAUAUCGUUCCGGUUAAAGAUGCAAGAUCUUUUCCGUUCAUUAAAAAAUAUUUGAUCUGUAAUCUUGGUAACAAGGAUCAAGUUCGUUUGGUGGUCAAAUGUGAACGAUAUGAAAUUCUCAUAAAUAAGGCUCAUAUCAAACUCGCAAAGGGAUUUGAAGAAUCUAUAGAUAAAGCAAUUAAUAGCAUAGAGCCAUAUAAAUCUUUACAAGAUACUUUUGAUGAAUUUGGGCAUUUAUUUCCACAGAGAAUCGUCUUGGGAAGAUCUUUUCAUAGCGGUAUACCGAAUAUUUCAUCUGAUACAUUUGAUGAGAUUAAUUUGGAAUCCUUUGAUUCCGAGUCCUUAAAGACGCAUUUAGAUCAUUUAAACGUGUCAUAUCUUUUAACGCAAGGAGGAGACAUCAUCGACGUUGAAGAUGUUGAUGAAAUAUCUAAUCGAAUUCAAGACACUUACUCUGAUUUAGAAAUCAUUGAAUAUGAUCAAAUAAUUCCAACAUUUGAUCUCCUUAGGAUUAAGUACAGACAUUUUAAGGAAUUAGAUGAAUUAUUAAGUAUGCAACAUGAACUUAAAAUCUUAAUGACAGGAAUCACCGACCUGAAAGAUUUAGAUAAUAGUAAUACUGAACAUUUUAAACGUGUAAAUAUAGAACCAUCUCUGAAAAGUAGAAAUUAUGAAGUUUAUGGUUCGAUCCUCUCGGGAGAUGUGAAAUUGGAAAAUUGUUGUAUUAAUUUUGGGAUGUAUGACUUUAAUGGUUUUUCGGCAAUUAUAAAAACUUCCCAUGUUACUUAUAAUAGAAUAUCGGAAUGUCGUAUGUUAUGGAUGAUUAUCGGAAUUCCUUCGGAAUUGUCGGUUUUUAGUCCAAAUAAUCGAGAUUUUAAAGUUGAUUUUAUUAAAACCCCAAUUAUCAUAAAACCGGAAAGGUCUUAUUUUUGUAAGAUCAACACUAAAAUUGAAUUGGGAGAAGGGGAUAGGAUUUUUAUUAAUUCGGAUCAUUCAACAACAAAUUAUGGUCCUAAUAAUAUAAUUAAAUUGGCCGGCUGGGAGAGUCACUCUUUCGAUGUUCAGGUCAUUAAUUUCAAUUACGAUAGAUCAAGACUUUUUCAACUUGAUUUAAUUAUAUGUAUCAUAUAUUAUCAUGUUAGGUUAUUAUUUAUCGAUAAUAAAGCAGAGAGAUAUCCUUUAAAGUCAAUCGGGUAUACUACGACUAGAGAAAACUGCAACCCUGAUAUUGUAGUGAAGAAAAAGAUUCCUACUUUGGACAAAGAUUACGAUGAUUUUCAAAUGAUUGCUUCGAUGGAUAUUGGAACCACGUACUCCGGAUAUGGAUACGCAAAUAGGACAAAUAAUGAGAUCAUCAUCAAUGAAAUUUGGCCGGAUCGGAGUAAAUCACCAAAGACCGAUAUCGAUACCUUGUCACUUCAUAAUGUUUGUGAUUAUGAUUUUACUUCUGCGGUGUACUCUAAAUGUGAUAAUAUUACAACUUUAUGGAGUUGUUUUUAUAAUCUAUUUGGAUUAGUCAAAUCAACUUUAAAUCCAGAAAUGGAUUUUAAAAUCUUGCUUUCGGUUCCUUCAAAAUGUUCUUAUCGAAUAAAGGAUGUUAUACAUAACAUGUCGUUUGAAGAAGGAACAAUUCAAACAAUUUCAGAAAGUGAAGCAGCUGCUAUACAUUGCAUGAAUGUGAUAAGGAGAGGAAACUUAUUGGUUGAACCAAUGUCGCAUUUUUUGGUUGUUAAUUGCGGUGGUGCUACGGUGGAGUUAACUAUGAGACAACUUUUACCAAACAACAAAUUGGCAGAAAAAUCCUUGGGUACUUGUGGAUUUUGUGGAUCAAUCUACGUGGAUAGAAAAUUUUUUGUAUAUAUCUCAAUAAAAGUUGGUCCGGAUGCUUUGAAUUCACUUCGAACCAAACAUCAUGAACAAUUACAAUUAUUGAUUCAACGAUGUCAAGAAAUUAAACAUUCGUUUACUGGAAACAUGGAUGAUUAUAAUACUUGUGAAAUUAACCUUGAAGAAAUUUGUCCAGACAUCAAACAAUACGUUGUUGGAACAUAUAAGGAUGAAAUGGAAAAGGAUGAUUGGAUUAUAAAAUUCCAUUAUGAUCACAUCAAAAAAAUGUUUGAUCCUAUCAUUAAACGCAUCAUCUUACUAAUUCAUCAACAACUAUCUUUUAAUAAAUCUUGUGUUAUAAUCUUUUUGGUAGGAGGUUUUAGUGAAUCGAAAUAUUUACAAAAAUGUAUUAAACAAGAAUUUCAACAUUUAGUUUCAAACAUUUUUGUUCCUAAUCAACCUAUUACUGCGGUACUAAGAGGAGCGCUUGAGUACGCAUUAAAUCCCAAUUCAAUUUCUACAAGAGUGAUCAACAUGACUUAUGGCAUUAAACAAGAUGGAGUAUUUAAAAGGAUAGUCAAAAUAGGUACCGAAGCACAUGAAAAUCAGGAAUUUGGAUUGGAGUUAUCGUUAACUCAUGAAGAUCGAUUAAGGUUUCCAAUUGAACUUUACUCUACAAAUCUAAGGAACCCUAAAUUUUGCGAGGAUUAUGGGGUUGAAUUGAUCGCUAAUAUUAAAAUAAGUGCUCCAAAAUCUUGGUACAGCAAAUUAUACCUAGUGUUGAUAUUUGAUCAAAGUGAAAUUCGUGUUUACGUAAAAAAUCAAUACGGAAGGUAUAUAACAGCUGGUUUGGAUUAUUUUAACAAUUAA